AUGCAAGCUUGGGGGAGGUUAGGAGGUUACAUAAGACGCGGUGUGUGCAAUGUUUCUGGGCCGUUUCUUCCGUUCGGGGGGGCUGUUGAUAUUAUUGUUGUUCAGCAGAAAGAUGGGAGCUUUAAAUCAUCUCCUUGGUAUGUUAGGUUUGGAAAAUUUCAAUGGGUUAUGAAGGCGGCGAAGAGGGAGAAGGUUAAGGUUAGUGUUAGUGUUAAUGGGGUUGAAACUGAUUUUCAUAUGUGUUUGAGUCCUAAAGGGGACGCUUUUUUUCUUCAUGGGAAUUCUUCGCAACAUGGUGAAGGAGAAGAAGGACAAGAGGAACAAGAAGAAGGAGAAGAUGGGAUAGAGUCUAUGUGGUGUUAUGAUGAUAUUCAAGUGAGAGGUAGUAAUAAGAGGCAAUUCAAGUCGAAAAGUUGUAACUUUCGUUCUGAGGAUCCGAUUGUAGAUAGGACUGGUUCUCGCCGUUCGAGAAUGUGUAGGCUUGUAUUUGGGCCGAGUUCUGAUGGUGGUGAUGGUGAAGAUGUUGAUGCAGAUUUAGUGGAGCGUGCUGAAAUUGCUGCGAAGUUGUUGGAUUUAAGGUGGUCUACUAAUCUCACUUUUGAUGAACUUCCCUAUCGGGAAGGAAAGAAGACUCGAGGUGGUAACUUGGACAAGGGGAAAGGCAAGACUGUAUCUGGUAAGGUUUUUCACCUUGCAAAUGAAGUAUGUGGAGAAGUUCGUGUCCAUGAUGAGGUUUUGCACGCUACAGCUCUGCAGCUACCUGAGGGUGGAAAACCUGAGGGAAUUACUACGAGUGUCCAUCUCGAGAGGCCGGUAACGGGUUGUGGUAUUUGUGAUGUUGUGGAUGUUGGAACCAGGGCAAAGUUUCAAAAAUCUCAGACUGUCAAUAUUGGUAGAAGGGAUCGUUCUGUUAAGAAGGUUAGCGUAAAUACUCCAACGUCUGAACAACUGUCAUCCUUGAAUCUGAAGGAAGGGAGAAACACGAUAACCUUCGGUUUCUCUACACCUAUGAUGGGGAUGCGGCAGAUUGAUGCUCGAAUAUUUUUGUGGAAAUGGAAUACUCGUAUAGUGAUAUCAGAUGUGGAUGGAACAAUUACAAGGUCAGAUGUUCUAGGUCAGUUCAUGCCUUUAGUUGGGAUUGACUGGUCACAGACUGGUGUUGCUCAUUUAUUUUCAGAUAUCAAGGAAAAUGGCUACCAGUUACUUUUUCUCAGUGCUCGUGCAAUUUCUCAAGCACAUAACACCCGACAGUUUCUAUUCAACCUUAACCAGGACGGGAAAGUCUUACCAGAUGGUCCAGUUGUUAUUUCCCCCGACGGACUUUUUCCUUCUUUAUAUAGAGAAGUUAUCCUCAGGGCUCCACACGAAUUCAAAAUUGCAUGUUUAGAGGACAUCAGGGCACUUUUUCCUCCUGAUUGCAAUCCGUUCUAUGCUGGUUUUGGAAAUAGAGAUACUGAUGAAAUCAGCUACCUUAAGGUUGGAAUCCCAAAAGGAAAAAUAUUCAUUAUUAAUCCCAAGGGUAAGAUUUCUAUAAACCGACGGUGUUUAGACACAAAUUCAUACACUUCUCUUCACACUCUCGUGAAUGGAAUGUUUCCCCCUACAAACUCAUAUGAGCAGGAGGAUUACAAUUCAUGGAACUUCUGGAAGUUGCCCCCUGUCUAA
Molecule: messenger RNA, 1665 nt
Organism: Vicia faba (fava bean)
Lineage: Eukaryota; Viridiplantae; Streptophyta; Magnoliopsida; Fabales; Fabaceae
Source: the annotation of a GenBank genome assembly